AUGUCGCGCAACGGAUUCGCAAUGGCGCCACGCAAGGCUGCGCGCUGGACGUCGCAUCUGCGUCAUUUUAGCCGAGCAACCUCAGAGACGCUCCCGGAAGAGGAGGCCCUUCCCGGCGAGAUGGGCCCCAGCAGCCCGUAUUCGGGUGCGCCCCAGUCAGCCCUGUCGCCUCAGCGUCCGCGGUCGCCCGAUUCGGUGUCCAGCAGUGCUACGAUUCGAGAUCCCUUCUCUUCGGCCAAACAGACGCCCAAGUUUGAGCGCAUAUGCACAGUCACGGUAAAUGAGGCCUUUACCCGGGAGGAGGUGAUGGUUAACCUCGACCAUUUCGACGACAGCGUCCAGCCGGGCCAGCUGAUGGCCAUUGACGUGCUUCCAGACCAACGACCGAACUUUGGAAGCUACCGACGGACGGCCGUGCGAAAGGACGAGCACGCCUCGUCUCCGGCUGACGCUGCAGACGCGGCCACAACACCGUCUGCCACGACGGCUGACGGGGCCGCGUCCCAGCCGGAGCUGAACACGCAACGCCGAUAUCUGUUUAUCGUUAAGGACAUGGACAUGAGGCUCAAGUUGCGCCACCCUUCGGUGGAGAUAUAUGUGGCCAAGCACAUUGCUGAUGCCUUUGGCAUGAAGAAGAACUCGUCGGUCGAUGCAAGCAACCCUGCCAUUGAGGCGUCCCAUGCCGAGCUCGUCUUCAAGGACCAGUAUCUCUCCCGGGCGGAUAUGUGGCGUCUUGCCGUCGCAGAGCUCUCGGAGCGGACCAUUUACAGCGGUCAACGUGUGCUUUUUAUGAGCACGAUCAAGGCGACGGUCACAAACGUCUACGUCGAGGGCCGGAGGACCCAGUCUGCCUUUUUCGGCAAGAACACACGCCCCAUCUUCCGCAGCGAGUCUGCACGCUAUGUUCUCUUCAUACAGAUGGCCCGAGAAAUGUGGGACUUUGACUCGGACGGCUCUGGCGAGAUCAUGUUCAGCAAGGUCGUCAACGUCUUUCUCCCAACCCUGUUCAAGACAUGGGCAGCCAAGCUGGUGAAGCACCUCGUGACCAUUGUCCUGUUUGCCCGAGUUGAGUACGAUGCCGGCCUGUCCUUUGAUCUAUCCGAGACGUCUGUUCGGCACGACUACUACACGGGCGUUCAGUCAUCCGGCAAUCGACGUCCGUACAAGGAUUUUUACCGGGUGGUUGUCAGCGAGAUGGCCAGCGGAGAAUGGACAAGAAUUCUGCACCAGCUGAAGCGCGAAUUUAACAUGUUCCGUCGUGAUAUCAGCCUUCACCAUCUGACCCAUCUUCGGCCAGAUACAGCUGCCUCUAUGGCGGACGACACGACGAAGAAGCCCUCGACGGCGAAGCAGCAGCAGCAGCACAUCCAGGCCGAGUCUACGCCGGCAAUGUACGGCAACGUGCUCGAGGCCAUCCACAUGGCCACAACUCUCUAUGCCUACGACUAUGUGGACCGCGAUCUGACGCGCACUGGCAUCUCGGUCGCCAUCAUCACGCCUGGAUCGGGCGUGUUCGAGGUCGACUACGACGCCAUGCGCCGGACAACGGAGGCCGUGAUUGGAAACGGCAUCGGCAUCGAUCUGAUUUGUCUGCCGAAAAUGCCUCUGCAUUGCGCUCCACUCUUUCGCUUCCGACACCCACGCUACCUGGAGAGGGGCAUGGGCAAGACGAGGGCCUUUUCCAGCCAUAGCCAAAACCACGACAGGAGUCCUGGGAUCAGUGGAAGCACCCCGAAGCAGUCUGCCGCGCUCUUUGGAAGCUACUCUAGCAUCGGUGGCAGCUCGCUGUCUCCGAGCAAGGCAACAGAUGCAACCGUGCGGGGCUACGAGCCCGUGCAGUCAGACAGAUUCAGCGAUACCUGGUCCUAUGCCUUUCCACAAUGGCUGCACGUGUCGUAUCUGGCCAGCGAGCCGGGCGAGAUGCUGAUGCGUCAGGGCGUGCCACCGCCGCCGAUUGUUAACUAUGAUAUCUGUGCAAACGGGAGGACUUACGAGAAAGAGUUCAGAGUUCGUUGCCGGAUGUACGAUCUGCAGAUGCGAGGCGUUCUCGAGACGAACGAGAUCGAGACUGCGCCGUUGCAUUCGGAUGUGCUCUUUCCACGCAGCGCAUUUCGUCCUUCGGCCGGGUCUCCCAAAGGACUGGCCGUCGAACGUGACGGCAUUCUGCAUGUCCGGAACAAGGUGCCUGCGAAUGUGUUGUACGAUCAGGUCUUUGGGUUUCAGAGAUUCUCGGCAGACAAGAUUGCGAGGCAAGACGCAAAGUCGUUGUGGAAGCAGCUACAGGACUACGACGGGACACGCCAGAAGCUGCCGACGACACGGCGCACUGCCGGUCAAGCCCCGGUGUCAAGCGGCAGGAGGGAGCUGGUGGACACAACCUCUGCAUCGUCGACGACAUUGAGGACUGCGUUGAAGAAGCAGCAGCUGUUGUCUGACGCGGAUGCCACGGCCCACGAUAAUCGUGAACUCUCGAUGAAGGGUGCUCGUAGCAACAGGCUCCGGACCGUGUCGUCUGCAGAUCCGACAGGCCUGGGAACGGAAAGGAAAGCGCACAGCACAAGAACGCAACCGGGCACUGGAAGGGACAGCGUAAGCUCGCAGUCUUCGGCCAAGAUGCCCAAGGCCAUGCGUCAGAUCAGCUUGGGCCAGAGAGGAUUCGGGGUGGCCGCACCGAAAGCAGCGGUUGCGGAAAUCAGCGUGGAGACCGUGGCUGCAGCUGUUGCCCACCUGGCACCGCCAUCGAUCAAGGUCCCCCCGGCCAUGGGGAUGCCAAAGGCACUGGCAAUCACGGCCGUUCCGGGCAGCUCGUUUGCGGGUGGAUCCGGGUUCCCGAAAACGGACAGUACGAUUCCUGGCUCUCUGCAGAGGUCGGCGUCGGGGAUCAGCAUAGCGGCCUGGGGCGGAUCCAACGGCGGCAGCAGGGCGUUUCAAGGGGUGGCCAGUCAGCCGAUUGUGAUCCGGAGUGGCCAAGGACCUGCCGAUGCGGCGGUGCAGCGAGUUGCCGGCUCUCCGCUCUCGACGACGAUGAUAGGACGUGGCGUCGCGAUGCCGGGCCAGGAUCGAGACGUGAGUUAUUCCAACGCGCUUCGGGCGGAAGACGAUGUGCGUCUGUACAAUUCGAAGCUCCUUGCCGAGGCGGUGCCGGAGGUGACCAAGAUCCUGUCGCCGACAGAGGCGCUGAUGCCGUGGCUCGCGAUGAUCAACCCGUCGAAGCCGGAGGCGAACCGGAUCGAUCUGGCGUCGUUCAACAGCCGGUGGCAGCACGUAUUUCCGCGGCCCGGAGAGCAGCGAGCGAUGAAGUGGAAGACGCUCUGUGCGCCAGCAGCGGUGCCGCUGACGACGGAGUCGUUCCCGUCCAAGGAGCAGCUCCAGAGCGAAUACCAGCGGCAGCCGUACAGCGUCUCGAUGGAGGCAGACGACGACAUGCUGUCGGAAGAGCCGGCGACGAACGAGGAUCUGCUGCGAGAACUGAUCAGCCGGCGAUUUGCACAGGGCUUCCAGGUGGUGAUCGGGCCGGCGGUGGCCAAGGCUUUUGGGGUGAAGCAGCUGAAGAUUGCCGACAUCUUCUGUCCGGGACGCUUCAUCGAAGAUGGAGAGAGCAUCUUCAUGUGCAUGGGCAACACGAUACACCAGCUGUCCUGCACCAAGGCAGCCGGGGUCGAGGUCAACAUCUUCCAGCGGAAGACAGCAGAGCUGGGCAGCAGCGGCGGCACAAUGUCGAUUUAUCGGCCGGCAAUCCGCACGCUCCUGGACCACGACUACGAGACCAGCGAGAUCGAUCUGGUUCCGCAGCAGGCGGAGCGCAACUGGAACUACAUCGAUUCGUAUCUGGCCGGCCACGACGAGCAGCUGAAGGAGAACCUCCGGUUCUGGCGGGCGCGGUUUGUGCUGAUACCGAUGUCGGCCAAGUCAGCCACAGCGACGGCCGGAGACAGCGAGGAAGAGCUGCGGCUGGAAGGCAUACGGCGACUCGGGCAGCUCUGGCAGAAGCACCGGGUGGUGCCGGCGUCGGAGCGGCGGUUCCAGCACGUCGGACAUGGGCGCAAGGGUACCAAUCCGCUCGACGUGGUGUACAAGACGGAGGAUCCGUCCCUGGUGAUUGCAGCCGAGCUCGAGACGCUGCCGCUCUUCGAGGGGCUCGAUCCGGGCAACCGCAAGGGACAGCUGGUGACGAGCAGAGAGCAGUUCCGCAAGGGCAGCGUGAACCUGGCUGCGCUGGCCGAGGCGAUCCAACAGCCGGUAGAAGCCGGGGGCAUCCGGAUGCAGAACCGGCGCUGGCAUCUGCGGCUGCACCACAACUGUUUUAUCGGCUCGGACAUGACGAGCUGGCUGCUGGACAACUUUGAGGACCUGGAGAGCCGCGAAGAGGCCGAGGAGCUAGGCAACAUGCUGAUGAUCUCAGACGAGGUCAACCUGGCCAGCGGCAAGGGACGGGACAAGGAAACGGAGGAGUCCGGUCCGGUGUCUGAAGGCAGCACAGAAAACAGCGGCAGUGGCGGUGACUUGGGAGCCGGUGCAGGAGAAGGAGGAUCUAGCAAAGACAGCAAACGCGGACAGGGCAUAUUUGUGCACGUGGAAAGACGGCAUCCGUUCCGCGACGGACAGUACUUUUACCAGAUCGGAGGCGAGUUUGCGAAGCCCCAUCUGGGCAGCUGGUUCAACGCCCGAAGGCGAGAGGUGUCGGCUCCGUCGACACCGAUGACGACAGAGCACACAAGCCAGCGCGAAGCGACACGGGCGGCGAUGCCGUGGCCAGUGGCAGCACACGAAGACACAGUGCCGACGUCGGGGGCGUCAACGCCGACAGUGCCGGUGCCGUCGGGCAAGAAGCCGCGGGUGGUGCUCAGCAAGGUGAUCAAGUACGACGUGGACCACCGUCGACGAUCAUACCGACCGGAGCGGAUAGACCUGCACUACGACCGGCUGCACAACCCAGACAACUGUUACCACAUCCGGCUGGAGUGGAUGAACGUGACGGCGAAGCUGAUCGAAGACGUGAUCGAGUCGUGGACGCGGGAGGCGCUGCAGUUUGGGCUGCGACUGGUCGAGGUGCCGAUCCACGAGGGCAGUCUGAUCAGCGAGCGGAAUCCGUUCCGGCGGCCGUAUAAAGUGCGACUGGCGCGGCAGCCGCCCAUGGCACAGCCGUCGACGUACUUUGACCCCAAUUCGCUGGCACCACGGCAGCUGCCAGGACGGCACUUUUACCAGAAGGCGAUCCUGCGCAGGUUUGGUUUUGUGCUCGACACCGAGGCGGCAUCCAACUUUCCGGCCAACGUGGACGUGAGCUACUCCUGGGGCCGGCCGGACUACAAGUACACGCAGUACAUUCACCGAUCGGGCGUGGUCCUGGCCGAGAUCACGACGGACGGCAACUUUCUGGUGCUGGCCAACCGGCUGUACAGCAGCCGGACGACGGUACGGGAGAGCAGUGCGCGCAGCAGCGAGCCACAGCCACAGGCGCCAUCGCAACCGCAGGCACCACAGGGCGCAUCGUUUGGAAAGGCCGAGGCAACGCCGCUGCAGUCGCCGAUGCUCAAGUCUACCCGGGUUGGCUCGCCCCGGAUGCGGGCUGCGGGCACAGAGACAAAGGCAGGCUCAGGCUCAGGCUCAGGCUCAGGAUCGGGCAUCGGGAUCGGGAUCGGACUGCUGCACAAGGCCAGCGCAGCCACAGGAGCAGUCGGCACGGCCGGGCUGUCAGCAGCAGCAGCCGCCGCCGCAGCCGCCGCAGCAACGACACAGUACGUGGUCGAGCCAGAGGCGAUCAUGGAAGAGCUCGAGACAUUCUGCUCAGACGAGGCUGCGCUCGAGAUGUUCUACCGGGAGACGCUGCUGGAGAGGCAGACCGGGUCGAUCACAGCAACGCCAGUCGUUGGCCCGCUGACAGCAGCCGCAGCUGCAGCCGCAGCAGCUGUGCCAGACACGAGCAUUCCCGCAUUGGGGCUGCCACCAGGAAUUCUCAGCAGCAGCAGCAGCAUAAUGGGAGGAGGCGGCGCGGAUGACGAUAACGGCAACGGCAACGGCAACGGCAAUGGCAAUGGCAACAACCACUUUGGCAGCCUCCUGCGCAACGCCAACUUCCGGUUAGAUCUGGCGGCGAUCGACUCGGGCACUUCUAGUCCUAGUCCGCGCACGACAAGCCCUGCCUUCCUGUCAUCGCGCUUGCUGUUCCGACGUGGCAGUGUGGACGACUACGGACGACAGCAGCCGCAGGAAUGA
Molecule: messenger RNA, 6216 nt
Organism: Grosmannia clavigera kw1407
Lineage: Eukaryota; Fungi; Ascomycota; Sordariomycetes; Ophiostomatales; Ophiostomataceae
Product: egl-and pleckstrin domain containing protein
Exons: 2
Coding region: 1-6216 (2071 amino acids)
Biological process (GO): intracellular signal transduction; negative regulation of TORC1 signaling; positive regulation of autophagy
Cellular component (GO): GATOR1 complex
Molecular function (GO): GTPase activator activity
Source: RefSeq, a predicted model, not a curated record